This is a messenger RNA of Hibiscus syriacus, 1102 nucleotides long. Its product is annotated as transmembrane protein 87A-like. The record is from RefSeq and is a predicted model, not a curated record. NCBI's taxonomy places the organism in Eukaryota, Viridiplantae, Streptophyta, Magnoliopsida, Malvales, Malvaceae. Gene Ontology annotation, biological process: transport. The transcript is spliced from 2 exons. The annotation marks the transcript as partial. Gene Ontology annotation, cellular component: Golgi apparatus; membrane.
AUGUCUGAAGACUGUUAAACAUUGAAGGUGUUUCUCAUUUCGUUUUCUUUUUCUGAAUGCCUUAAACUGUGGGUAAUAUUGAACCAAAUUCGAGAUGUUUACAUUCCGUAGACCGAAAGAAUCGGCUAACUUCAGCACGAUGCUGAUACAAUCAGUUCUUUUCGAGGUGGAAGAUAGGGAGACGAUGUGGGUUCAGCUUAAGGGGGGUCAAAGAGCUGUUUGUUGCACGGAGGAUCUUGCGAAACUCGGUGUUUGUUUGGAAGGCGAAGUUAUUUAUCGCCCUUCCACCGCGACUCCGAACUGGCCCAAGGUGUUGGGUGUUGCUUUUAAGGAAGAUGAUGAGGUUGCAAGAUUGAGAUAUAGGUCUAUAAAGGUUAGUAAAACCGGGAUGUAUAACUUGUACUUCAUUCACUGUGAUGCAAACCAUAAAGAUUUGACUGUGGAGGGGAAGGCUGUCUGGAAGAAUCCUGCCGGCUGUCAACCCGGUCGAAUGGCGCCGCUGAUGAACUUCUACAUGUUCAUGUCGCUUGUUUUCGUGAUCCUCGGAAUCUUUUGGUUCUCGCAGUAUGCUAGAUUUUGGAGAGAUGUGCUUCCUUUGCAGAACUGUAUAACAUUGGUGAUAACGCUCGUCAUGCUUGAGAUGGCUCUUUGGUAUUUCGAUUAUGCCGAGUUCAACGAGAAUGGUAUCAGGCCUGUCGGCAUCACCAUGUGGGCUGUUACCUUCGGUACUAUCAAACGUACGGUUUCACGGAUUAUUAUUUUGAUGGUUUCUAUGGGUUACGGUGUCGUGAGGCCGACCCUCUGCUGGCUGACUUCGAAGGUAAUCAUGCUUGGAGUAACCUUCUUUCUGGCAUCCGAACUUCUUGAACUGAUGGAAAAUGCCGGUGCGGUGAGUGAUCUUUCGGGAAAGGCGAAACUGUUUUUGGUUCUUCCCGUCGCAAUCUUAGAUGCCUUCUUCAUUCUUUGGAUAUUUACUUCUCUCUCUGCAACUUUAAAUAAACUUCAGGCUAGAAGGAUGAUGGUAAAACUGGUUAUAUACAGGAAGUUCACAAAUGCACUGGAGGUAGCCGUUAUCGCAUCCGUGGGUUGGACGUAUUACGAG